Jatropha curcas is the source of this 1919-nucleotide messenger RNA. Its product is annotated as putative terpene synthase 9. Gene Ontology annotation, molecular function: magnesium ion binding; terpene synthase activity. NCBI's taxonomy places the organism in Eukaryota, Viridiplantae, Streptophyta, Magnoliopsida, Malpighiales, Euphorbiaceae. Gene Ontology annotation, biological process: diterpenoid biosynthetic process. The record is from RefSeq and is a predicted model, not a curated record.
AAAAAAAAAAAAAAAAAUGAAGCUAUCAUUUGCUACCCUUUCUCCUUCACUUGCCUGCACUUCUAUGCAUUACCGUACAAUCUUACCUUUGUUAUGGUCUACGCCAAAAAUCAAUCAGAGCCGAUUUAAGUUAUUUGCAUCCGCUUCCAACAUGUUCCAUGGCAACAUGCUCCAUGGGAAAAAAAGACGAUCCGCAAAUUAUCAUCCUACUAUUUGGAAUUUUCAAAUUAUCGAUUCUUUAUCAACUCCUUAUACUUAUGAAUUACAUGCCACCCAAUUGGAAGAGUUGAAGCAUCAAGUAAGAACCUUAUUACUUGACUCCACUAAAGAACCUUAUGUCCAGUUGAAGCUAAUAGACUCAAUACAGAGACUAGGAGUUGCUUACCAUUUUCAAGUUGAGAUUAAAGAGACUUUGAUGGAUCUUUCUAGACUUGAUCUAUCUGUUUCUGGGGAUCUUAACACAAUUGCUUUGCACUUUCGGCUUUUACGCGAACAUGGCUUUCCAGUUAGUUCAGGAGCUUUUGAUAAAUUCUGUUAUGAAGAUGGGAAAUUCAUGGACAAUUUAAAGGAGGAUGCGAAAGGGCUAUUGAGCUUGUAUGAUGCUUCACAUCUUGGAAUGCUUGGUGAAGAUGCUUUAGAAGAAGCCAACCACUUUAGCACUAAAAAUCUAAAGUUAUUACUGGGGAAACUACAAGACAACUAUAUGGCUGAGCAAGUUCAACAAGCACUGGAUGUUCCUCUCCAUUGGAGGAUGUUAAGGUUAGAGGCCAGAAAUUUUAUCAAUGUCUAUGAGAAAGAUGAUACAAGAAAUUUGUUUUUGCUAAGACUAGCUAAGUUGGAUUAUAAUUUGGUCCAAUCUGUGUAUCAAGGAGAGCUAAAGGAGCUGGCAAGGUGGUGGAAAGACUUGGGAUUUGGAGAAAAGCUAGAUUUUGCAAGAGAUAGAUUGAUGGAGAAUUAUUUAUGGGCAAUGGGAAUGAUCUUUGAGCCACAUUUCUCCAAAUCUAGAAUUUCUCUCACUAAAUUAGUCUGCAUUUUAACUGCAGUUGAUGAUAUGUAUGAUAUAUAUGGAUCGUUGGAUGAGCUCCAGAUAUUUACAAAUGCAAUUAAUAGAUGGGACAUUGGGGCCAUUGAGGAACUUCCAGAAUACAUGAAGAUAUGCUAUUUUGCAAUUUAUAAUUUUGCAAAUGAAUUAGCUUAUGGUGUAAUGAAGGAUUCAGGAUCCAAUAUUCUACCCUACCUCAAGAAAGAGUGGACAAAUCUUUGUAAAUCAUAUUUAGUAGAAGCAAGGUGGUUUUGCAGCAACUACACUCCAUCGUUGGAUGAAUACCUUGAAAAUGCAUGGAUCUCUAUCGGUGGCCUUGCUGCAAUUGUUCACUCUUAUAUGUUAUUAAGCUCAAAAGAUUCAAUGGAUUGUUUGAAUCAUGUUUCAGAGCUUAUUUACCGGUCAUCCUUAAUCACUCGACUUACAAAUGAUUUAGGAACUUCUAUAGCGGAAAGCAAGAGAGGUGAUGUAAUAAAAUCAAUCCAAUGCUAUAUGAUAAAAGAAAAUGCAAGUGAAGAAGAAGCAAAGGAGCACAUAAAGGGUUUAAUAAGGCAUUCUUGGAAGAAAUUGAAUGAAGGGAUUGACAAUAAGUGUUCUCUUAUGAACUUGUUAUGUCUUAACAUGGCAAGAACUUCUCAAUGCAUCUUUCAAUAUGGAGAUGGCAUUGGAACAUCAAUUGGGAUUACUAGAGACCGUUUAACCUCAUUGAUUAUUCAACCCAUUUCAAUAUGUUGACUAUUUUUAAUUAUUUUUAUUUUGAUGUUUGAGUAGAAAAUAUUUAAAUUGAGUGUCUAAAAUAAUAAUAAAAAAAGUUAUAUGGAAGUGACUCUCUUGGUUAUGUUUUAUUGAAUUCAUUUGAAAAUAAUUUUUUAUUCAA